AUGGGCUGUUCUGGCCGCUCUCAAAGGGGUGGACGUACUGGGCGGUCUGAGCCCAGGGAAAGCUUUUUAUCCGGCAACCUCUAUCAUGCGCUGCAGAGCUCCGAGCAGUUGUCGCAGGAAAACGCUCUGCGAGGCGGUUCACCGAUGCAGGUGCGGCUGCUGGUGCAAUUCAAGGACGGCACUACACGCGAGUGGAAAUCCAUGACGCAGAUGGACCAAGUGGUGGAGGCGCUGCGCAAGGUGAUAGGGCCGUUGAACACCCAGCACUGCACCUGCGGCUCCCUUCACAUUCCUGAUCUCGGCAGCGUGGCCGUCGAUGUGGCUGCCGUCCCCCGGCCUGGGGCCGCGUGGGAGCAACCCCAAACGCAGCUACCGUUGUCAUUUUUUUGGAUUGACAUUGUGGGCACGCCCGAGCCGCACGACUUCACGGUCCUCUUUUCCCUUCUGAAGACGCACACCUGCACCGAGCGGCGGUGGCGAGACGAGGCGGCCGCGGCAUUGGCAGCGCCGGCGGAGGGCUACCUCGUAAGCACCACGGAUUGCCCCUCCGACGGUGAACCCGAACUCUUUCUGGGCUCUGACGAGGGGACUCAGGAGCGGGAGCCGGAUGAGCUGCAGGUGUUUGCGGAGAAGAAGUACGUACAGAUGCUACUUGCCGUCAUCCUCGCCAGCCGUCCCAGUGGUGCGGACUCAUUUGGCACGGACUCCGACGGAAGCGCCGUAGCGCAACAGCCAGACCGCCUGCACGCAAACCUCUUUGACGUGGACGACGAGAGUGGCCUUGGCUGGGUGCGACUGCUCUGCUUUGCGGACGGCAUCGUCAGCUGGCGCCCAACGGCUGAGGUGGAAGGGUGGGAAUACGUCUCCCAAAACGUGGCGCAGCACCUUGCCGAGCUCUCCCCCGCAAAGCGCAUGCUAACCACGUCCUGGCUGCUCCACAUCAUCCUCGACGAACUCUGUGAGGCGUUCCUGCCGGACCCCACGCUGGUUUUCAAUGAGGUGGAUGCCAUUGAUUCCAUGAUGCCGCUUGUGCGCCAGAAGGAGUCGGAGCAGGCGGAUGUGCUGCGCCGUGCCCUGCGGCUGCAGCGGUGCCUCUCCGUCCACCGCCGACUCCUGCUGAGUAAGGUGAACCUCCUGGGGCAGCUGGGGCGCCCGGUCAUGCGCACACUUUUUGCGUUCAUCACCGCGGACGCAUGGAACGCCGGCGGCGUCGUGCACCAACCGAACUUCGUUGUCGCCAACGCCGCUGAAGGUUCUGCUCCGGUAGCAGAAUUGCAGCGCCUCGCCCACACCGCCAUUCUUCGUCGCAUUCUGCACCUACUUCGACAGCUCGAUGGCGCCCGCACAAUCCUUGGCAACACCACGAUCAUCUACACCUCGGCGGUGACAAUGCUGAACAACAACAUCAGUACGCAUGCUGACUACCGCAUGGUGGUUCUGCACUACGUCACGCUGGUGUUCCUCCCGCUGACCGUUGUUGCCUCGCAGUGGGGGAUGAACUGCUACGUCCCGUGGAAAGAGCUCGACUCCACGACGCCGUUUUGGUCGAUUGUUGGCAUCUCGGCCGCGUACGCCGCGCUGCAUCUUUUUUACCCUAUCUACUGCAUGUGCAUUGGAAGGGCCGACAAGCUCGUCUAA
Molecule: messenger RNA, 1638 nt
Organism: Trypanosoma rangeli
Lineage: Eukaryota; Euglenozoa; Kinetoplastea; Trypanosomatida; Trypanosomatidae
Exons: 1
Coding region: 1-1638 (545 amino acids)
Biological process (GO): metal ion transport; transmembrane transport
Cellular component (GO): membrane
Molecular function (GO): metal ion transmembrane transporter activity
Source: RefSeq, a predicted model, not a curated record